Messenger RNA from Lontra canadensis (Northern American river otter), 1766 nucleotides. RefSeq names its product solute carrier family 25 member 36 (gene SLC25A36). Gene Ontology annotation, biological process: pyrimidine nucleotide import into mitochondrion. The record is from RefSeq and is a predicted model, not a curated record. Bases 247 to 1182 code for a protein of 311 amino acids. The transcript has 7 exons. Lineage: Eukaryota; Metazoa; Chordata; Mammalia; Carnivora; Mustelidae. Gene Ontology annotation, cellular component: mitochondrion. Gene Ontology annotation, molecular function: pyrimidine nucleotide transmembrane transporter activity.
GCCCAGCCGCCGCCGCGCAGCUCUCCCGCCCAGGUCGCGGGCGCCCAGCUGGAGCAGGAGGCGGCGCGGCUGCAGCGCCGCGGGAAGGGCCGCGCCGUUGCUUCACUGCAGCCGCGUCUCCGCUAGCCGGCCCCCCGCAGUCCUCGGGGCGCCGUGCGGCUCCAGACCGGGACCGAAGCUGCCGGCCGUCGCGGGUGGCCGGAUCUGCGUCCCGCCUCAGCGCUCGGAGGACAUGCGGAAGAGAGAAUGACCCAGAGGGACACGCUUGUGCAUCUGUUUGCCGGGGGAUGUGGUGGUACAGUGGGAGCUAUUCUGACAUGUCCAUUGGAAGUUGUAAAAACACGGCUGCAGUCAUCUUCUGUGACGCUUUAUAUCUCUGAAGUUCAGUUGAACACCAUGGCUGGAGCCAGUGUCAACCGUGUAGUGUCUCCUGGACCUCUCCACUGCCUAAAAGUGAUCUUGGAAAAAGAAGGGCCUCGUUCCUUGUUCAGAGGAUUAGGUCCCAAUUUAGUGGGGGUGGCUCCUUCCAGAGCAAUAUACUUUGCUGCUUACUCAAACUGCAAGGAAAAGCUGAACGGUGUAUUUGAUCCGGAUUCUACCCAGGUACACAUGAUUUCAGCUGCAAUGGCAGGUUUCACUGCAAUCACAGCGACCAACCCCAUUUGGCUUAUAAAGACUCGGUUACAGCUUGAUGCAAGGAACCGUGGAGAAAAGCGAAUGGGUGCUUUUGAAUGUAUUCGUAAAGUGUAUCAGACAGAUGGACUUAGAGGAUUUUAUAGGGGCAUGUCUGCUUCAUAUGCUGGCAUAUCAGAGACGGUUAUCCAUUUUGUUAUUUAUGAAAGUAUUAAGCAAAAACUACUGGAAUAUAAGAUUGCUUCUACAAUGGAAAAUGAUGAAGAGUCUGUGAAAGAAGCGUCCGAUUUUGUGGGAAUGAUGCUGGCUGCUGCCACCUCAAAAACUUGUGCCACAACUAUAGCCUAUCCACAUGAAGUUGUAAGAACAAGACUACGUGAAGAGGGAACAAAAUAUAGAUCUUUUUUUCAGACACUAUCUUUGGUUGUUCAAGAAGAAGGUUAUGGGUCUCUUUACCGUGGUCUAACAACUCAUCUGGUGAGACAGAUUCCAAACACAGCCAUUAUGAUGGCCACCUAUGAAUUGGUGGUCUACCUUCUCAAUGGAUAGCAACUUUAAGCUGCUGUACUAUGAAGAGGGAAGACCAAAAGAUUCCAGUGGACCAUGCAGUAUCGAAGCCAGCAUGGUGGACAGAAGUAAAACGUUUGGGAACAUGUAACUAUGCCUAAAUGGAAGUUUGGUUGUAGGAAUUAAAGUAAUCAUAACCACAUUACUUGGUCUUUUUCAGUAAUAUGAAGAAAAAAAAACCUAGGCUGCCUCUAAGAAAAAAGCCUUUAGAAGCACUCCUUUCUCCAAAUUGCCAUUUUCUCUACCAUGUCCACAGGACACAGUUGCAUUUUGUUGAUUUAUGGCAGAGUACAGUGUGUAUUCCAUGAGCACUUUUCCAGUCUUCUAAACAAAGCCAUCCCUGAUUGUAUAAAUAUUACAACUAUCCAAAGAUAGUAUUGACAGUCAUGUCUUACCUCUGGCUUCUGUGUAAUUCAUGUAAAAUUGUAAAAUAACAAGAACAAGUGAGAUUCUUAGUAUUACUUUUCCAUUUCCUUGAGAGGAUCUGGAAUAUUUUAAAAUUAAUUAUUUGGCAUUAAUAGUCACUAGUUUUGACAACUAAUGAAAUAAUGUCAAAAGAUCUUGCA